Messenger RNA from Laetiporus sulphureus 93-53, 972 nucleotides. RefSeq lists its product as uncharacterized. The transcript is spliced from 3 exons. Lineage: Eukaryota; Fungi; Basidiomycota; Agaricomycetes; Polyporales; Laetiporaceae. The coding region runs from base 1 to 972 and encodes 323 amino acids. The record is from RefSeq and is a predicted model, not a curated record.
AUGGUGCUCAAACCGCACAUCCAUCGAAUCCGGACCUUCUCCGCGUACGUCCAGCCGAUAAAGUUCAUGCAUACUCUCUUGUUCAGGCUCAAGACGGGCGCGCCGCACUUGGAGGAGCUUACGCUCCGCAUGGACCCCAUGGACCCUAUGGAUUUGUUGGCGCGUCUUGGCAGGCUAACGGCGCCGACGGUGACCCCCUUCACAGCGCGCCCUCUAUUUAGCGGGGAGACGCCUGCUCUGCGCUCGGUCACCCUCUCGUGCGUGUCUCUUCCGUGGACGACACCUACAUACCAAAAUCUACUGCAUCUAAAACUUCUCGAUCAAUGCGAUCUGCUGUCGCAGAUCACACGGCUGGUUCCCAACGUCACCAGGAUCGACCGACUUGUGUCAUUGCCUGAUUUGCGGGAACUAGAAUUGUCUUUCAUACAGCCUUCAUACAUCUCCGCCAUCCUCGCGCACCUGUCGCUUCCUGGAGACACAAAGAUCACGCUCCGUGCUGUCAUAGAAGACCCGUACAGGCACAUAUACCGCAUGCUCCCCAAAGACUACACCGCCAUCCACACGCUCUGCAACUUCCGCACUUUCGAAAUAUUCACCAUGGCCGAAAGGAAGUUCGCGGUCGUAUACGUCUCGGCGGCGCUCAACCUCAGUAACGUCGAGUCGUUCAUGGUGUCGGACCCGACAGCCCAGCUGUCUUUGCCGUUGCCGCAGUGGCGGGGAGUCCUGCGCAGCAUGGCUCGUGUGCGCAUGCUGCGCUUCAUAGACAUGGCGACAAAGUGUCUUUCCUCUGCCUUGGAAGCGCUGAGGACACCAUACGAGUCGCUGGCGGGGGUCAAGCGGAAUCUCAUCUGCCCCGAGCUCAAAAAUCUCGAGUUUGUUGGCGGCACGUAUAGCGACGCGUUCAGCAGCAAUUUAGUUCUUUUGUCUCACAACCCUAAUGUCGACGAGGGGCGAAUUAAUGGAUUCGAUUGA